This is a messenger RNA of Hibiscus syriacus, 402 nucleotides long. Its product is annotated as non-specific lipid-transfer protein 4-like. The coding region runs from base 19 to 402 and encodes 127 amino acids. Gene Ontology annotation, biological process: systemic acquired resistance. The transcript is spliced from 2 exons. Gene Ontology annotation, molecular function: fatty acid binding. The record is from RefSeq and is a predicted model, not a curated record. NCBI's taxonomy places the organism in Eukaryota, Viridiplantae, Streptophyta, Magnoliopsida, Malvales, Malvaceae.
GUAAACAAAAGACCAGUGAUGGCUUUCAGCUCAAAACCUUAUUGCUUCGUUGUAUUGUUCGUGUUUCUGGUAAGUUUCCAUACAUUGGUUCGAAACGUCGGUGCGGCCGGUGGUGCUUGUGGGAGGACCCCGAUUAGGUCCGCUGCAGCAAGUUUAAGCCCGUGCUUGGGUGCGUCCCGGAAUGCGAGGGCUAAAGUCCCGCCUGCUUGCUGCGCCAAGGUGGGUGCCUUGAUCCGGACUUCCCCAAGGUGCCUUUGUGCCUUAUUGUUAUCGCCAUUGGCAAAGCAGGCCGGGAUCAUGCCCGGGAUCGCUAUUGCCAUUCCCAAACGAUGCAACAUUAGGAACAGGCAAGCCGACAAAAAAUGUGGAAGUAAGUACCCAUUGUGGUAUACGGUUCCAUAA